Molecule: messenger RNA, 1878 nt
Organism: Symphalangus syndactylus (siamang)
Lineage: Eukaryota; Metazoa; Chordata; Mammalia; Primates; Hylobatidae
Gene: CERS4
Product: ceramide synthase 4
Biological process (GO): ceramide biosynthetic process
Cellular component (GO): membrane
Molecular function (GO): sphingosine N-acyltransferase activity; DNA binding
Source: RefSeq, a predicted model, not a curated record
CCCUACGGCCCCGCCCCGGGCUCCCCCCGUCAAGCCUUUUUUCCCCUGCUGGGGGCCGAGGCCCGGCCGGGAGCAGAGUCCGGCUGCCUGGAGCGGGCGGCGCGUGUCUGCAGCUGCUCCGGAUACCCCGUUAGGCGCGCAGUCCCCAGCCCCGCCGCCGGCCCUCGGUGCGCCCGGCCGCCUGCGCCCCCAGGAGCAGCUGCUGUGAAUAAACACAGAAGUGGAGCUGGGGGGCUGAUUAGAAGCCUCAUUCAGUGCACCUGGGCCCCAGUAGGCCCAGCCAGGCGUGGAGGAAGAGGCAUUGAGGACUUUCCUUACCUGUUUUUCCAGCUCACCCACUGCCAGCAGAGACCUCCCAGCUAACUGGAACCUGUGUCCACAGAAUGCUGUCCAGUUUCAACGAGUGGUUUUGGCAGGACAGGUUCUGGUUACCACCCAAUGUCACAUGGACAGAGCUGGAAGACCGGGAUGGCCGUGUCUACCCCCACCCCCAGGACUUGCUGGCAGCCCUGCCCCUGGCGCUGGUCCUCCUGGCCAUGCGCCUCGCCUUUGAGAGGUUCAUUGGCCUGCCCCUGAGCCGGUGGCUGGGUGUGAGGGAUCAGACCAGGAGGCAGGUGAAGCCCAACGCCACGCUGGAGAAACACUUCCUCACAGAAGGACACAGGCCCAAGGAGCCCCAGCUGUCCCUCCUGGCCGCCCAGUGUGGUCUCACGCUGCGGCAGACCCAACGAUGGUUCCGGAGACGCCGGAACCAGGAUCGACCCCAGCUGACCAAGAAGUUCUGUGAGGCCAGCUGGAGGUUUCUCUUCUACCUGUCCUCCUUUGUGGGCGGCCUCUCAGUCCUGUACCACGAAUCAUGGCUGUGGGCACCAGUAAUGUGCUGGGACAAUUACCCAAACCAGACUCUGAAGCCAUCCCUGUACUGGUGGUACCUCUUAGAGCUGGGUUUCUACCUCUCACUGCUAAUCAGGCUGCCAUUUGAUGUCAAGCGCAAGGAUUUCAAGGAGCAGGUGAUACAUCACUUCGUGGCGGUCAUCCUGAUGACCUUCUCCUACAGCGCCAACCUGCUACGCAUUGGCUCUCUGGUGCUGCUGUUACACGAUUCCGCCGACUACCUGCUGGAGGCCUGUAAGGUGGUCAACUACAUACAGUAUCAGCAAGUGUGCGACGCCCUCUUCCUCAUCUUCUCCUUGGUCUUCUUCUACACCCGACUGGUCCUCUUUCCCACCCAGAUCCUCUACACCACAUACUACGAGUCCAUCAGCAACAGGGGCCCCUUCUUCGGCUACUACUUCUUCAACGGGCUUCUGAUGUUGCUGCAGCUGCUGCACGUGUUCUGGUCUUGCCUCAUUCUGCGCAUGCUCUAUAGCUUCAUGAAGAAGGGCCAGAUGGAGAAGGACAUUCGUAGUGAUGUAGAAGAAUCAGACUCCAGUGAGGAGGAGGCGGCGGCCCAGGAACCUCUGCAGCUAAAGAACGGGGCAGCUCGAGGGCCCAGGCCAGCCCCCAUUGAUGGCCCUCGGAGCCGGGUGGCCGGGCGUCUGACCAACAGGCACACAACGGCCACAUAGCCAGGCGGGGCUGGCUGUAAGGGGCUGCCCCCAGCGCCUUGGAUAUUUCUGGGGUGACUGGACUGGCGCCCCUGGGCCACCUUUCUGGAGACAGGGAGGGCCCCUCCCGGGGUGGACGGGGAGGGCUGAUGAUCUGUCUCCAGCCCCUUCCUUCUGCCCACCCACCCUUCUUCCCUCUGGGCAACUGGACAGAGCUGGGAGCCAGCAGCUGGAUGCUGUGGCUGGCCAGAGACACCUCCAGGCUGUAGCCUGGGGGCUGGGGGGAGCCCCAGGCUGAAAAGGGUCCAAUUAAAACAUAAACGGAGCCAAA